AAUGUCGGAUGAAACUGAAUUAGAUCCACAUAACAUUUUCAUCAAAGAUCCAGAUGAAUGGAUGCAGUAUGUAUAUAAACAAGUAAAUGUGUUAGUAGAAGAUGGGUCUGAAUACACAGGUUGGGUGUAUACUAUAGAUCCAGUGUCAGAAUGUAUUGUAUUGAUGACAUUCAAUGACAAUAAAACCAAAAUGGACAUAAUAAACGGCAGCUCUGUGUCAUCAAUAUCUAUCAUGGAUGAGGAUACUGAAUUACAUGUAAAAGCAAAGCUAAAUGCUAUGUUCCGACCAAAGGAAACCAGUUUACUCACAGAGGAGGAACUUGAAAGUCUAAAGAAACGACUGAAAUUGUGGCUAAUUAAGAAUAGGCUUCCAGUGCAACUUACAGGAAAUAAAGACGAAAUUUUGUCCAUUUCUGAUGCACUGUUUAUUGAGCCUCCUUACGGUGCAGAUAACUGUCGUAGCACCAAUGAAAUUAUUCUUGGUCGUAUCCAAGGUCUUAUAAAGAAUAUGCCUGCAGACCAUGAAGAUUGGUAGAGAAUUUUGAAAUGAAAUGUUUUCAUUUAAUAAAUAUCAUGAAAUUGAAAUCAUUGUAUAAUAUCAUUAAAUUGCAAUCAAUGAAAUCUG
Molecule: messenger RNA, 625 nt
Organism: Mytilus trossulus (common blue mussel)
Lineage: Eukaryota; Metazoa; Mollusca; Bivalvia; Mytilida; Mytilidae
Product: gem-associated protein 6-like
Exons: 1
Coding region: 2-535 (177 amino acids)
Biological process (GO): spliceosomal complex assembly; spliceosomal snRNP assembly
Cellular component (GO): nucleus; SMN complex
Source: RefSeq, a predicted model, not a curated record